GGUAUAGAAUAUAAAACCGACGCCUUUUAUAAGUCAACACAAGAAGCCAAGACAACAAAACGAAUAAGAAAAUAUUUAAAUCGUUUCCUCAAGGUUUUACCGUCAUCUUAGAUAGAAGAAAAGAUGAGGGAGUAUAAAUUGGUCGUCCUUGGAAGUGGUGGGGUCGGAAAAAGUGCCUUGACUGUUCAAUUUGUCCAAGGAAUUUUUGUUGAAAAAUACGACCCAACGAUCGAAGACUCUUAUAGAAAGCAAGUGGAAGUGGAUGGCCAGCAAUGUAUGUUAGAAAUAUUGGACACCGCUGGAACGGAACAAUUUACAGCAAUGAGAGAUUUGUACAUGAAAAAUGGUCAGGGUUUUGUAUUGGUGUAUUCAAUAACGUCACAGUCUUCUUUUAAUGAUUUGGGAGAUCUUCGUGAUCAGAUUAUUAGAGUAAAAGAUACAAGUGAUGUCCCAAUGGUUCUAGUUGGUAAUAAAUGUGAUUUAGAAGAUGAAAGGAUUGUUGGGAAAGAUCAAGGACAAGCUUUAGCAAAACAGUUUGGAAAUUGCACAUUCCUUGAGACCUCAGCAAAGACAAAAAUAAAUGUGACAGAAAUUUUCUUCGACCUUGUACGACAGAUCAACAGAAAAACCCCAGAAGUAAAGAAACCCAGUAGAAACUUCUUGAAAAGAUGUGUAAUUUUGUAAAGUAAUAACAUGGCUCAUGGGAUAUAGUGUGAGGAAAACAGUAAAAGCAUUUAACAUAUUUAAAUAUUUUGCAUAUAAAUUUCAUCACCAGGUGAAGCAGACUAAAUGUGUGACAAUAUCUGUAACAUGAACAUACAUACAUAAAGUAUACUAGUUAUGUAAACAAGGAAUUACCCUUUUCAUGAUUUCUUAUAAAUAUUGUAAGUUUAAUAUUGAUAGGUGGGGAGCUUUUAGUGUUUGUGAAAUCAGACGACAAUGAUAAUUGAAAUUGGGUACAUUCUGUUCUUAUGAACUACCACUGUACUACAUGCAUAAAAAUCCAAAGAUGCUGUAGCUUACUAUGGAGAGGUCCCUAGGACAGCACCCAGUCAUAAGAGAUAAGUUGAAGAUGCCAAAAUUUGUAGAAGAGAUCAAUGUGCAAGCUUCUCUAUAAAGCCACUAAGCAUUUUUACUCUUGUAAUUUUGAAAGCGAAUGUACCAAACCCUACAGUCUUUCAUGCGAUGGACUUAAGAUCUUUAAGCAUGUUGUGUAUUUCCGUAGUCGCAUAGUAGUAAUAUUUUUAAGAUAUUAAAAAAAUAUAAAUACUCA
Molecule: messenger RNA, 1273 nt
Organism: Dendronephthya gigantea
Lineage: Eukaryota; Metazoa; Cnidaria; Anthozoa; Malacalcyonacea; Nephtheidae
Product: ras-related protein Rap-1b-like
Exons: 7
Coding region: 124-684 (186 amino acids)
Biological process (GO): Rap protein signal transduction
Cellular component (GO): plasma membrane
Molecular function (GO): GTPase activity; GTP binding; GDP binding
Source: RefSeq, a predicted model, not a curated record